GGAACAGGGUAACUGUAGGAAGGGGAAAAGGAACUACACUACUGUAAGAGUAAGAAAGUCCUGCCCAGCUGUUUGCGAAGUUUAAGAUUUCCUGUUUCCCCUGCAGCGCGAAGUGAAGUUUUCAGUGAGUCACCGCGGUCCCGAGCAGCGGAGCCACGCAGCCCGCUCCCCGCGCCGCCCUGCCAGCCCCGCCGCCGCUGGGGCCUCCCCACACUGCCCGCCCGGCCCGGCCCGGCCGCCCCCUGCGCCCCUCCCGCAGCUCGCCGUCUAUGCCGAUCAGGCUCCGCGAUGACUCCCCAUGUGCCGAGGAGCCUGUGGCGGCUGCUUCUGCGGCUUUCCUUCUGGGUGCUCAUGGGCAGCUCCGUCCCUGCUCUGCUUCGGGCUGAAAUUAUGUCACCUGUAGACAGAAAUAAAGAAAGUGGAAUUCAAAUGCCAAAGCUAUGCAAAUUUUGUGACAUUAAAGUAACAACCUGCUCAAACCAACACCAGUGCAGGAGCAACUGCAACAUCACUUCUAUCUGUGAGGAGAAUAGUGAAGUCUGCGUGGCUAUAUGGAGACAGAAUGAUGAAAAUGUGACAUUAGAAACAAUAUGCCACGAUCCCCAGAAAACACUGUAUGGUCAUGUACUGGAUGACUCCAGCUCAGAGCAGUGUUUCAUGAGGGAAAAGAAGGAAGAUGGAGGACUGAUGUUCAUGUGUUCCUGUACAGGUGAAGAAUGCAACGAUAUGCUCAUUUUUCCACCAGAUGACCCCCAUAAGCCAGAGGAGAAAGAUGAAAUUUCCAAAGUAACAAUCAUAAGCCUUGUCCCAUUACUGGUGAUUUCUGUUGCUGUGAUUGUUAUCUUUUAUGCCUACCGCACUCAUAAGAAAAGGAAGCUCAACAAGGCAUGGGAGAAAAAUGUUAAGCCUAGGAAACAUAACGACUGCAGUGAUGUCUGUGCCAUUAUGUUGGAUGAUGACCGCUCAGACAUCAGCUCUACCUGUGCCAACAACAUUAACCACAACACAGAACUGCUGCCCAUCGAGUUGGACAUUGUUGUUGGCAAAGGAAGGUUUGCUGAAGUAUAUAAAGCCAAAUUGAAGCAAAACACAUCAGAGCAGUAUGAAACUGUGGCAGUCAAGAUCUUCCCCUAUGAAGAAUAUGCCUCUUGGAAAACCGAAAAAGACAUUUUUUCAGAUGUCAACCUCAAGCAUGAGAACAUCCUCCAAUUCUUGACAGCUGAGGAGCGUAAGACCGAUCUUGGGAAACAAUAUUGGUUGAUCACUGCCUUCCACGCUAGAGGAAACUUGCAAGAAUACCUCACAAGGCACAUUAUCAGCUGGGAGGACCUCUGGAAGCUGGGUGGAUCAUUGGCCCGAGGGAUUGCCCACCUUCACAGUGAUCACACACCCUGUGGGCGUCCCAAAACACCUAUCGUGCAUAGAGACCUAAAGAGUUCCAACAUCCUGGUGAAAAAUGAUUUAACUUGCUGUCUCUGUGACUUUGGGUUGUCCCUCAGACUGGACCCUUCUCUGUCUGUGGAUGACUUGGCUAACAGUGGACAGGUUGGCACAGCAAGGUACAUGGCUCCUGAGGUUCUGGAGUCCAGGAUGAACCUGGAGAACGUGGAGUCUUUCAAACAAACAGAUGUGUACUCCAUGGCUUUGGUCCUCUGGGAAAUGACAUCUCGCUGUAAUGCUGUUGGAGAAGUGAAAGACUAUGAGCCCCCAUUUGGCUCAAAAGUACGAGAACAUCCCUGCGUGGAAAGCAUGAAGGACAACGUCCUGAGAGACAGAGGGAGACCUGAGAUCCCCAGCUCGUGGCUUAACCAUCAGGGCAUCCAGAUGGUGUGUGAAACUCUCAUUGAGUGCUGGGAUCACGACCCCGAGGCCCGGCUCACGGCGCAGUGCGUGGCAGAGCGCUUCAGCGAGCUCAAGCACCACGACAAGCUCUCCGGGAGGAGCUGCUCCGAGGAGAAGAUCCCCGAAGACAGCUCCGUCACCACGGCCAAGUAGCCUGCAUCUGAGGGCUCCAGAACACAGGGAAGUGGCUCCUGGAUGCGUUCACCUUAGCAUAGGAAGAAGUCUUUAAUCAGUGCCUUGACUUGCUUCCUGGAGGACUGAGGCUCUCACUGCUCCCUUUAGGCUCUGCCUCUGAACAGGGAGGUGUAUUCAUGGGAGUUAAAAGCCAGGGAGUAGGUGUCAUACCCUAGUACUGGCUGCCAGUGUCGUGUCUUAGGAGGAGCUAUGUUUGUUAGCACUUCUUCAGGAACUGAGAUUUGAAAAUAGCCAAUAACAUUAUGCACUUUAUUAAUACCUGUGUGUAACUAUGAAACUGCUAUUUUAAAUAUAUAUAUAUAUAUACACACAC
This is a messenger RNA of Dryobates pubescens (Downy woodpecker), 2350 nucleotides long. It is a transcript of the gene TGFBR2, whose product is annotated as transforming growth factor beta receptor 2. The record is from RefSeq and is a predicted model, not a curated record. Gene Ontology annotation, biological process: protein phosphorylation; heart development; transforming growth factor beta receptor signaling pathway. The transcript has 7 exons. The coding region runs from base 289 to 1995 and encodes 568 amino acids. Gene Ontology annotation, cellular component: signaling receptor complex; plasma membrane. Gene Ontology annotation, molecular function: activin binding; ATP binding; transforming growth factor beta binding. NCBI's taxonomy places the organism in Eukaryota, Metazoa, Chordata, Aves, Piciformes, Picidae.